Messenger RNA from Temnothorax curvispinosus, 913 nucleotides. It is a transcript of the gene Naa80, whose product is annotated as N-acetyltransferase 6. Gene Ontology annotation, molecular function: acetyl-CoA binding; N-acetyltransferase activity. The transcript has 4 exons. NCBI's taxonomy places the organism in Eukaryota, Metazoa, Arthropoda, Insecta, Hymenoptera, Formicidae. The record is from RefSeq and is a predicted model, not a curated record. Gene Ontology annotation, cellular component: cytoplasm. Gene Ontology annotation, biological process: protein acetylation. Bases 213 to 818 code for a protein of 201 amino acids.
GAUGCGACGCGACUCACGCGACAGUUUGAUAGACUUUCCGCUACGAUAGGCUCGGCUGUAAUCGUACAUACACAUGUGUACUCGCGGCUGCAUCUGCAUCCAAGAUAUAUUUAUAUAUAGAUAUGAGAUAGGAAGACGUAUGUAUGUCAGGUGCAGCUCGAUUAAGGGAAAUAAGACGUAUACAGGGAGAUAUGCAUUAAUUAAGGCGAGAUAUGACGGAAAGUAACGUUAAGUAUGUAGUGUUACCUCUUCACCAUCGGCCUGACUUGAUCAAAGACUGUUGUAAGUUGCUUAAUUCUGAAUGGCCUCGAAGCGAGACUGCACGAAUGAAAUCUCUGAAUGUAUCUUGCGACGGUUUUCCCACGUGUCUGGUUCUAAUUAACGAUGAGAACAAGGUUCUCGGGCACUGCAAGAUAUCUCUGGUGGCCAGAUCGAAAGUCAGCUGCUUCAUAGAGUCUGUUGUAAUCGACUAUCGGUGUAGAUCUCGAGGAUUAGGAUCUAGACUGUUGCGCGGCGUGGAGGAGUACGUCGCAAAAAGAGGCCUGAAGAACAUCUACCUAAAGACGGACGGUCAGGAAGUGUUUUAUUACAAGAACGGAUACAAGGUGUGCGAUCCAUUUAAAGCUUACGGCAUUAACGACAUCAUAACCGCCAGUCCGCCCCUCGGCAGGACAAGAUUCAAAGAACGGAACGGCGAUCAGUCCGCCGGACAACCGCCACCACCACCACCGCCGCCCCCGAUGCCGGCGUUUCAAUUGUCAAAGUUUUUCGACAUGCGUAUGCUGUCUCAAAAGACGCACAUGGUGAAAAAAUUGUGAUACUAGCGUUACAUCAAAAUUUCAGAACGUGCUCCGCGCGUUCCGCUCACGUCAACGAGAGACCUUUCACGUCAAUUGAAAUUAGAUGUUUAAAG